Mangifera indica (mango) is the source of this 1603-nucleotide messenger RNA. RefSeq names its product 3-isopropylmalate dehydrogenase, chloroplastic-like. Gene Ontology annotation, biological process: L-leucine biosynthetic process. The coding region runs from base 60 to 1280 and encodes 406 amino acids. The transcript has 11 exons. The record is from RefSeq and is a predicted model, not a curated record. NCBI's taxonomy places the organism in Eukaryota, Viridiplantae, Streptophyta, Magnoliopsida, Sapindales, Anacardiaceae. Gene Ontology annotation, molecular function: 3-isopropylmalate dehydrogenase activity; magnesium ion binding; NAD binding.
UAAAACUCAAAUCUGUUUUACACUGUCCCGCAAAGGAUUUUGUAUCUUCUGUUCAGCAAAUGGCGGCUUCUAUGCAACUAAAUGUGAAGCCAGUGAAGCCCGUGUUUUAUCUGAAAUCCGCUUCCAAACACUUCACUAAGCUGCCGACAAGAGUCCGCUGCGCCUCCGCCGCGGUUUCCACUAAACGCUACAGCAUCACCCUCCUUCCCGGCGAUGGCAUCGGCCCCGAAGUCAUCUCCGUUGCCAAGAACGUUCUUAAGCUCGCUGGCUCCCUCGAAGGAAUUGAAUUUUUAUUUCAAGAGAUGCCAAUGGGAGGAUCGGCCUUAGAUUUGGUUGGAGUUCCAUUACCAGAGGAGACUCUUUCAGCAGCAAAGCAAUCUGAUGCCGUCCUUCUCGGGGCAAUUGGAGGUUAUAAAUGGGAUAAUAAUCCAAAGCACUUGAAGCCAGAGACCGGGUUGCUUCAACUUCGAGAAGGUCUUGAAGUCUUUGCUAAUUUGAGACCGGCAACUGUUUUACCACAGUUAGUGGACUCUUCAACAUUGAAGAAGGAGGUUGCUGAAGGUGUUGACCUUAUGGUGGUAAGGGAGCUGACUGGAGGUAUUUAUUUUGGAAAGCCGAGGGGAUUUGGCACCAAUGAAGAUGGUGAAGAGAUUGGCUUCAAUACAGAGUUAUAUGCUGCUUAUGAGGUGGAUCGUAUUGCUCGUAUUGCAUUUGAGACUGCUCGAAAGCGAAGUGGUAAACUAUGCUCUGUUGAUAAAGCGAAUGUCUUAGAGGCUUCAAUGUUUUGGAGGAAAAGAGUCAUAGAGAUAGCAUCGGAGUAUCCUGAUGUUGAGCUCUCACACAUGUAUGUUGACAAUGCUGCAAUGCAACUUGUUCGCAAUCCGAAACAGUUUGAUACAAUUGUGACCAACAACAUAUUUGGUGACAUUUUAUCUGAUGAGGCUUCAAUGAUUACUGGAAGUAUAGGGAUGCUUCCGUCUGCUAGUCUUGGAGCAUCGGGACCAGGGCUUUUUGAGCCCAUACAUGGUUCUGCUCCUGAUAUUGCUGGACAGGAUAAGGCAAACCCGUUGGCAACUAUACUCAGUGCUGCUAUGCUAUUGAAGUAUGGCUUGGGUGAAGAAAAUGCUGCAAAGAGAAUUGAGAAUGCAGUUUUGCAUACCCUAAAUAAGGGGUUCCGAACGGGUGAUAUAUAUUCGGCUGGAAAUAAAUUAGUAGGAUGCAAGGAGAUUGGUGAAGAGGUCUUGAAAUCUGUAGAGACUCCAGUUCCUGCAGCUGUUUGAAUUGCCGCCAGUGGCGCACCGGAUGGACACUGUGGCUUUCUACUUGCUACCAUUUUUGGUUGUUUCGAAGAGAAUCUACGGCCCUGAAAGGCAAAGCCAACUAGCGAAAAUACAAAAUUUUCUGCCUGAUAAUUUGUCCCAUCCUUGCGGUGAUUGGGAUAUUGAAUAUUUACUAUUUAUGUCAAAUGUUAUUAGGAUCUUGAUCUUUUAACUUAAUAGAUUCAUUAGUCUUUCGGUUUGUGGCGUUGUAUGGAGCUUGUGCAAUAUUGAUGGAAAUGGUUGUUUAAUCUUUGGAGAACAAAUAACAUUUUUUCUUGCGGUCA